Molecule: messenger RNA, 2113 nt
Organism: Hyalella azteca
Lineage: Eukaryota; Metazoa; Arthropoda; Malacostraca; Amphipoda; Hyalellidae
Product: leucine-rich repeat extensin-like protein 5
Exons: 2
Coding region: 428-2113 (561 amino acids)
Biological process (GO): regulation of DNA-templated transcription
Molecular function (GO): DNA-binding transcription factor activity, RNA polymerase II-specific; RNA polymerase II cis-regulatory region sequence-specific DNA binding
Source: RefSeq, a predicted model, not a curated record
CUGUGAGGAUGUGCCGUCGAGUGAGACUCUAGUGACCUUCUGGCCCUCUUAAAUGAUCGCUCCUGGGAGCAGGGCUGCUUUGAGCUAUCUUUGAUUUGUAUAGAUCAAUGAUUUAUGUUGUUAUCAGAUGUAUGCUCUCCGGUGACGUUCAUCUGGCACAUCAUGCCUGUUGACGUCAACUGUAGCUUCUGUUCAUCUGUUGCUCUUGUUGACACUUUACAAGCUGUUGCUUCUCGAACACUGUUGCACCGCUUGCAGGUCUGUUGACGUUCCCCGACUCGCUAUAAAUGUCCACUUAUCAUCCGACGACUCCUGAUUUCUUAUCAGUGUCCUGUUGUUUGCACACGAUUUCUUCGACCAGUUUACGCGGUGGCGGGUGAAGUUCAGCGCCCCUGGGGCUGUGUCGUCUCGUGCUGGGGAAGCCGUCAUGCCUCGUUGCUUCCUCCCAAAGAAGGCGGCAGGCUGGGACCCACUGUACUUCCCCCCGCCGAGGGUGAGGUCAGUGUCGCCCUCACCCCACGACCAUGGCUGGACUCCGCGUUCCCCCACCGCUGGGCAAACAGCUCCCUCACCUCCUCCCCCUGAAAAUGGCCAUCAUCAUCACCCUCAUCAUCACCUUUCUCCCUCAAGCCCAGCAUCAUCAUCUUCGUCCUACACACCUUCAGGCUGCCCUCUAGACCUACACGUCGCCACGUCCUCCCCCAGACACGUGUACUAUGGGGAAGUAUCACGACCUCCCGACGGUGGGUCUCACUUGCAGCUGCUGCAGCCUCCCCAUCCUCCCCUCGAGAUCGUGCAACACGUCCCCAGUGACGGGGACUCUAAUGACCGCAUCGUGCAAGUCCACAUCCCCGAGCUGCCGCAGUCCCCACAAUACUACGCCUCCUUCCCCGCCAAGUCCUCCCUUUUCUACAGCGGAUAUCUCACCGAGAGUCGCGGCUACAGCCCCCCGGCCCCCGUCGCUCUACCCCUCACUCCUUCACCCGACGGCAGACCUCUCACCCCUCCUGAGAGUCUCACCCGCCUCUCCCCCACUCUUGUCACCCUCGGAACUCCUCACUAUGAGCGUCGUCAUGAGGAAGAACCCAUGAACCUCACGACCUCACGACCAAUACCUCUCUACGAAAGACCUCCUGAAGACCUCUCCACGGCACACGCUAUUUUGGAUUUAUCCACGGCGAGGGUGUCGGAAUACUCGCCUCCUCACACGCCUCCCUCACAUUACCCUCACGGGAAUGCGUGUCCCUCAUUAGGAUAUUUGCCGAGUCAGCACCAUCAUGCGCCUGCACAAGUUACAGAAGACGAGUCGUGUUCAGAUUUACUCCAACAUAAUAACUUGUCGGCCGCUCAUCCCGCCUCGCAUCAGAUCCACGAAAGCACGCCACAUAUCCAUUACUCCGGCAUUGCACCGCACGAAAUUCUCAGUCCUUGUUCUCCUUCUGACACAAUAAUAGAAGUUGAUGACGUGCCCUCGAAACUUAGUGAUGGGGACGGUAAAACAGUCGCUUACACCUACGAAGCUUUCUUCGUCAGUGACGGUAGAGCAAAGCGUCAGACGCAAGAAGAAAUAGACAAAACCCGUUAUACGUGUUCCGAGUGCGGCAAGCAGUACGCAACGUCGUCCAACCUCUCCCGACACAAGCAAACGCACCGCACCCUAGACUCAGGCAAUGCCCGCAGAUGUCAUGUGUGUGGCAAGGCUUAUGUGAGCAUGCCAGCUCUGGCGAUGCAUGUGCUCACUCAUAAUUUAAAUCACAAAUGUGGCGUGUGUGGCAAGGCCUUCUCUAGGCCGUGGCUCCUGCAAGGCCACAUGCGAUCUCACACUGGUGAGAAGCCUUUCGGUUGCGCGCAUUGCGGCAAGUCUUUUGCUGACCGCUCUAAUUUACGAGCUCACAUGCAAACUCAUUCGCAACUAAAAAACUUCAAGUGCAAAAGAUGCAAUAAAUCCUUCGCUUUGAAGUCUUAUCUCAAUAAACAUUAUGAAUCCGCUUGUUUCAAAGACGUGCCUCUACCACCAUCUUCCCCUGACUCUUCGAGUUCACCUCUCUCUCCAGAAGAAACAAUCCAGAGAGAGCUCGAGUCUUCAGAGACAAUCGUGUCCUGUGCAGCAUGA